UACAUAAUUUUCACUUGUCCAUAAUAUAACAACGUUAUACAAAGUGUAGAAUAUUUUAUUAAAUUUUAUUUUAAAGAACAUAUUACAAUGUGAGUGUAUUAUGCGAAAGUAAAAAUGCAGUUUUAAGUGUUUGCUAAAAUCUACGAAGGACUUAAAAGGCUUUUGAAAAUGGCAUUGAAAAACCGAGCACUGUUUGCUUGUGUGUGUCUCCUGGGAUUAAUAUAUUGCAGUAAAGGCCGAACUGCGAAACGUUCCGAUGUUUACAUUGCCGGUUUCUUCCCAUACGGCGAUGGAGUUGAGAAUUCCGAUACAGGCCGCGGUGUUAUGCCCAGUGUUAAAUUGGCACUUUCCCAUGUGAAUGAACAUCCCACAAUUUUAAUCAAUUAUCGGUUGCACAUGUGGUGGAACGACACGGAGUGCAAUGCCGCAGUUGGUGUUAAGUCCUUCUUCGAUAUGAUGCACUCAGGUCCCAAUAAGUUGAUGCUCUUCGGAGCUGCUUGUACACACGUAACAGAUCCUAUAGCUAAGGCCAGCAAGCAUUGGCAUCUCACACAAUUAUCGUACGCCGAUACUCAUCCCAUGUUUACGAAGGACGCAUUUCCCAAUUUCUUUCGUGUAGUGCCAUCGGAGAAUGCUUUUAAUGCGCCACGUCUGGCAUUACUUAAGGAAUUCAACUGGACGCGUGUCGGUACAUUGUAUCAAAAUGAACCACGCUAUUCCUUGCCACAUAACCAUAUGGUAGCCGAUCUAGACUCUAUGCAAUUGGAGGUGGUUGAGACACAAAGUUUUGUUAAUGACGUAAAUGAACCACUAAAGAAAUUACGCGAAAAGGAUGUACGCAUUAUUCUUGGAAAUUUUAAUGAGCAUUACGCUCGCAAAGUGUUUUGUGAAGCUUAUAGAUUGGAAAUGUACGGGCGUGCUUAUCAGUGGCUGAUUAUGGCUACCUAUUCAACGGAGUGGUGGAAUGCAACAAUCGAUACCGAGUGUACGGUGGAUGAGAUUGCAACCGCGCUUGAAGGCACCAUUCUGGUUGACUUGCUACCUCUGUCAACAAGUGGUGACAUAACCGUUGCCGGGAUUACUGCCGAUGAGUAUCUCUCGGAAUACGAUAGUUUGCGCGGCACCGAAUAUUCCCGCUUUCACGGUUAUACUUAUGAUGGAAUUUGGGCAGCUGCGUUGGCUAUUCAAUAUGUUGCGCAGAAGCGAGAAGAUUUUCUAACGCAUUUUGAUUAUCGUGUAAAAGAUUGGGAGCUUGUGUUUUUAGAAGCGCUGCGGAAUACUUCAUUCGAAGGAGUUACGGGUCCGGUACGAUUCUACAACAACGAGCGCAAGGCCAACAUUCUCAUUACACAAUUUCAAUUGGGUCAAGCAGAAAAGAUUGGUGAAUAUCACUCACAAUUAAGUCACUUGGAUUUAACUUUAGGAAAGCCUGUUAGAUGGGUGGGAAGAACUCCACCAAAGGACCGUACAUUAAUAUACAUUGAGCACAGCCAAGUGAACUUAACCAUUUACAUAGUAUCAGCGAGCGCUUCGGUGAUUGGCAUCAUAGUGGCCUGCGUUUUCUUAGCUUUUAAUAUAAAAUAUCGAAAUCAAAGAUAUAUAAAAAUGUCAAGUCCACAUCUCAAUAAUCUCAUAAUAAUUGGUUGUAUGCUCACUUAUAUGAGUGUUAUAUUUCUGGGCUUGGACACCACCUUGAGCAGUGUGGCUGCAUUUCCCUACAUAUGCACAGCACGCGCGUGGAUACUUAUGGCCGGCUUCAGUUUGGCGUUUGGUGCGAUGUUUUCGAAAACUUGGCGUGUGCACUCCAUAUUCACCGAUCUAAAGCUAAAUAAAAAAGUAAUUAAAGACUAUCAAUUGUUUAUGGUAGUGGGUAUAUUAUUGGCCAUUGAUAUUGCUAUUAUAACGACAUGGCAAGUAGCCGAUCCCUUCUAUCGUGACACUAAACAAUUAGAACCAAGGCAUCACGAGUCAAUGGACGAUGUUUUGGUUAUACCUGAAAAUGAAUACUGCCAAUCAGAGCAUAUGACGAUAUUUGUUAGUAUAAUAUAUGCGUAUAAAGGUCUCCUACUGGUAU
This is a messenger RNA of Bactrocera dorsalis (oriental fruit fly), 2074 nucleotides long. RefSeq names its product gamma-aminobutyric acid type B receptor subunit 2 (gene GABA-B-R2). Gene Ontology annotation, cellular component: membrane; G protein-coupled receptor heterodimeric complex. The record is from RefSeq and is a predicted model, not a curated record. Gene Ontology annotation, biological process: gamma-aminobutyric acid signaling pathway; G protein-coupled receptor signaling pathway. NCBI's taxonomy places the organism in Eukaryota, Metazoa, Arthropoda, Insecta, Diptera, Tephritidae. Gene Ontology annotation, molecular function: G protein-coupled GABA receptor activity.